AUGCCUACGUUAAUGCAAUCGAAUGCCUCAAUAUCUUCCCCGGCCCUGCAAAAUUUUUUUUCCGAAUUCCACGAACGCGAACUGGGAGUGGCGUCCUUCAGGCUCCUGUUUUCGUUAUUCUGUACUGAAAGCUCGAAGCAUAGUCCGCUGGUAUCGUUCGUAGUGAUGACUUCGAGGAAUUUAAUGGUAGGUGAUAUGCGCAUAGACAUCGACGGAGUGACAGUAACGGACAGUCGAAACAAUGAGGCGUCGCACGGCUUGCAGCUGCAAGCGUCACGCGACCAGGACCACAUGCAACUGCAACAACGCGAUCGGGAGCAGUUGCAUCGCGACAAGUUGCAGCAGCAACGCGAUCGCGACCGUGAACGGGAGCAUUUGCAUCAGUUGCAGUCUAUCAGCAACUUACUGUUAGACCUGCCGCCGCCGGCCAGCUUCCAAGGGUACUCGCAUGACGCUCCUCCUUGCGUGCAACCCAACAAGAGUAACAUCGAUGGAGACAUGUCAAUUUCGGAUUUAUUCGGACUGGGUUUGCCCCGAGGAUCGCUGAUAGGCAGCCAGUCAACAGCAGCGUCUCCUAGUUGCCGUAAUUAUCAGUAUCAGGGUCGCAAUCAGGGAUCCUCUCAGCAUUAUCAGUGUGAUGAUAGGAAUGGAAUUUGUUCGAACUCGUCGAUGCUAGACGUCCCAAGCUCUCCAAGUUCCAUUACCACACCUGGCAGCCCUAGCACACCCGGAAGUCUCUACUCUAACCCUUAUUCGUACACGUCUACGAAUAGUAGUAAUCAGACAACAUCGUCGCCAACGAGUCGAGGAUCUACGCAGCAUAUAGGUUCACCGUCAUCCCCCAUUCAUUCUCCUUACUUCGGAAGACCAAUUCGUGGAUCUCCACCUUACAGCGACUGUAGUAGUCCAACGUUCGAGUAUCCUCACGUGAUGGGAUUCAAUGGAUCAAGAUCGAACUCACCGGCAGAUUCGGAAACCAGUGGUAUUAGUAGUAUGGAUGGUUCUUUAUCUGAUAUAAUGAACUGUUUAUCGAUGAACUCAUCAUCGCACGGAUGUUACCCUCAGUCUCUGAGUUCGUUGAUGUCACCGGAAGUGGAUUUAUGUGCGACCAAUAGAGCAGCCGCGUUUCAACGAAUGGCGGUGAAAAAGUACUUAUCUUCACCCCAUCAGAAUUCAUCGUCGACGCAUCAUCAUCAUUCACACGGACACAAUCGCGGUCAUCAUUACGGAUCGAAUCAAAACGGCGGUUUCCUCAAUUCCCUUCUGUCACACGACAAAAACUGUUGUUCCCCUGGGAAUCAUAUGAUGGCACUGAACUCGUCGCCGUUAAAUAUAUUAGAUCCGCAGAUCUCUCUCGAACGUGUAGCACGUUUUCAUCGAAGUGCCGCUGCACUUUGUGAUCCAACUUGUACUUGGAGUGGUAUAUUGCCACAACGCACUCAAAAACCAUCAGGUUAUUCAUCUAAGGUAUUCCUUGGUGGUGUACCUUGGGAUAUUACCGAGUCUCUCUUAAUUGCUACUUUCAAGCAAUUUGGGCAGAUACGAGUAGAAUGGCCGGGCAAAGAUCAGUCCGCCACCCAGCCAAAGGGAUAUGUAUAUAUAAUAUUUGAGUCUGAGAAACAGGUGAGAACUCUGUUGACAUGUUGUACACAUGAUUUUACAAACGGUGGCAGUUGGUAUUACAAAAUAUCAUCUAAACGUAUGAAAGCAAAAGAGGUACAAGUAAUACCUUGGGUUCUUGAAGAUAGUAAUUAUGUGAAGUCUUCAUCGCAGAAACUUGAUCCUCACAAAACAGUGUUUGUCGGCGCUCUCCAUGGUAUGCUAACCGCUAGUGGUUUAGCGAAAAUAAUGGAUGAUCUGUUUCGUGGGGUUAUUUAUGCAGGCAUUGAUACUGACAAACAUAAGUAUCCAAUCGGAUCUGGUCGCGUUACGUUUAGUACAAAGCAUUCAUAUAUGAAAGCAGUUUCAGCUGCUUUCAUAGAAAUAAAAACUGCCAAAUUUACAAAAAAGGUGCAAGUCGAUCCAUAUUUAGAAGAUUCUAUGUGUUCUGGAUGUUCCGUGCAACAAGGACCCUAUUUUUGUCGUGAAGUGAUGUGUUUCCGGUACUUCUGUCGCAGUUGCUGGCAAUGGCAGCACUCGAUGGAAUCAAUGUGGCACCACAAGCCUUUAAUGCGUAACUCGAAGACAAAUCAAGUGGUCGGAUUAUCACCAAACGUAAAUUCUGGAUCUCGUGGAAUGAAUAAUCCCACAAUUUAA
Habropoda laboriosa is the source of this 2256-nucleotide messenger RNA. It is a transcript of the gene orb, whose product is annotated as cytoplasmic polyadenylation element-binding protein 1. Gene Ontology annotation, cellular component: cytoplasm; synapse; neuron projection. The record is from RefSeq and is a predicted model, not a curated record. Gene Ontology annotation, molecular function: ribosome binding; translation factor activity, RNA binding; mRNA regulatory element binding translation repressor activity. Lineage: Eukaryota; Metazoa; Arthropoda; Insecta; Hymenoptera; Apidae. Gene Ontology annotation, biological process: negative regulation of cytoplasmic translation. The coding region runs from base 1 to 2256 and encodes 751 amino acids. The transcript is spliced from 13 exons.